This is a messenger RNA of Daucus carota subsp. sativus, 1027 nucleotides long. RefSeq lists its product as uncharacterized. The transcript is spliced from 3 exons. NCBI's taxonomy places the organism in Eukaryota, Viridiplantae, Streptophyta, Magnoliopsida, Apiales, Apiaceae. Bases 169 to 828 code for a protein of 219 amino acids. The record is from RefSeq and is a predicted model, not a curated record.
GGUGCAAUCUCUCUCUCUCUCUCUCUCUCUCAACAGUAAGUAUCACAGAUCACAGUUCAUCUAUACAUCCCCUUUAUUUAAGUUAUUCAUUUCACCCCAGCCAGCCUUAUUCACUUCUUCAUUUCCUGUCAUCCAAAUACUAGUACACACAGUAAAAGGAGGAGAAAAAUGUCAAGUUCAGGCACUUCAUUUUUGAGGCAGCUGAGUGGGAAAGAUGCAUGGAAAUCAACAUCAAAGAGAUGGGGUGGAAGCAACAAUAACAAGAGAAACAAUGUUGGUGGACAAGGCAAGUUCUGGAAGCAGCAAAUGGAUGAAAAUAAUAUUAUGUAUGGUAGUGAAAGUGGAGGGCUAGUGAUGAAAAAGAGAGUGAUGGUUGUUGUGGAUCAAUCUUCUCACUCAAAACAUGCUAUGAUGUGGGCACUCACUCAUGUUACUAACAAAGGGGAUAGUCUCACUUUGCUUCACAUUGUUCCUCCUCAUUCUUCUGAAGUUUCCUUUGAAUCUCCUCACCUGGCUUCUUCUCUUGCUUCACUCUGCAAAGCUUGCAAACCAGAGGUUGAAGUGGAAGCACUGUGGAUGCAAGGACCAAAGCUAGGCACAGUGAUGAGCCAAGUGAAGAAGCUAGAUGUGUCUGUUCUUGUGCUGGGUCAGAAGAAGGCCUCUCCACUCUUUACUUGCUUGUGUGGGAGGAGCAGCAGGGAGAAAUUUGUGGAAGAAUGCAUAAACAAUGUGGAGUGCUUGACAAUAGGAGUGAGGAAGCAGAGUCAAAGCAUUGGUGGUUACCUAAUCAGCACCAGAUGGCAGAAGGAUUUCUGGCUCUUGGCCUAAGGGAUUUUACUUAACUUUAUUAUGCAAGUAAAUGAGAUUGUAAUAAUUUCAGUAGUAUAUUAAUGGUCUUAUUAACUAGACUAGUCUCCUGUAGCAUUCCCAACAAGUAAAUAAUGCUACUGCUCCAGUCUGUAAUCACACCCCUCUUUAACUGCUGCUACUAAUCAGAUCUACUGUAGAGACUAAUGGGAAUUAAUAU